Brienomyrus brachyistius is the source of this 4176-nucleotide messenger RNA. RefSeq names its product kelch-like protein 10. The record is from RefSeq and is a predicted model, not a curated record. Gene Ontology annotation, molecular function: protein binding. NCBI's taxonomy places the organism in Eukaryota, Metazoa, Chordata, Actinopteri, Osteoglossiformes, Mormyridae. The transcript is spliced from 5 exons. The coding region runs from base 2005 to 3813 and encodes 602 amino acids.
GGCUUCGAUGGACUUGAAAAGAUUUGUAAAGUGGAGUGCUAUGAUGGGAAGACAGGCAGCUGGUACCGCGCCCAGGACAUGGCCAUAUCCCGCAGUGUCAUCCGCUGCUGCAUAGUGCCUGCACUCCCCAGCAUCACAGAGUAUGUUGCACCACGUGAGCCCCUGGUCGUCGCCCAGGAUAUAACGCCAUCCACAUCCAACGACCUGCCCAAUGGGUGACCUGCACUGCAGCAGCUCCUCCCACUCCCGAAUCCAUCCCCUGAAACAAAAAUACGUAAAAUCCAAACCUAAGCUAUCCCACGUCUCUGCUAAUUUACUUGUUGGAAAAUUGUUUUACUUGAGUUUUUGAAGAAGUUACAUAAUCCAAUGCAGUAUCAAGGCGAGUCUGAAGGCUUUUCCAGGAAGCACAGGGCACAAGGCCUCUAGAGGACAGUGGAGGAGAUUCUGGGACAUCAUAAGACAGACACACACACAGAACUGGGCAUGACAUUCAAACCUGAAAGAGAAUGUACAAUUCCACCCACUGAGCCACAGUAUACUGUAGGGCUGGAUGAUUUAUCGAUUUCCAAUCGAAACCGCGAUUGGUGAUGGUGAAUACAGUGUUUAGGUGAAUACGAGUUAAUAAAAUAAAACUGUAGAAAUGACAGUAGGGCAUUAAAAAAAACUUUUUACUUAAAGAAAAUAUAGCAAAGCAAAAAACUAGCAAACUUCCCCCAGACUCAAUACCAAACAUGCUUUAACAUAUGACAUAUGGAUGGUUCGAUUUUAUUCCCUUAAAACUCGAAUGACCCAGGAGCCAUAUUUUAACUUCCCUAAAACAAAGAAAGUGUACUUUCGCAAUUGUUUAAAACAGAAGUAGGUUCUCGAUGAAAGACAUGCUCUCCUGUGGUCUGGAAGCAUAACGACCCCGAAAACAUUAAUAACACCAGUUGCGAGCUAAAUAAAUAAUACGAAUAAAACGAUGUAUCCCCAGCUCAUCCCAACCUGUAUCCAGGGCAUACUUUUUAAAUGGUGCGCCAACGCGAAUCAGUGAACCUUACCGUCCAUAUUUUCACUCAAACACGGCCUACUAGGGAGGUGUUUACAGUGAUAACUUGCUAACUGGUUAACCCCAAGCACCGGCGCUAACUUGGAAGUUACGAUUAAAUGUAAUUAGCGGAACAAAAAAAUAGCAAAAGGGAUUAUUUCUGUACUUUGAUUACAUUUCAUGAACACAGUUUAUUUAGCUUUCGCCUCAAUGUUUCUGCAUCUGAUAAUUUGGUCGCUAACCAAUAGUUUCGUCUCAUGUCGCCGUUGAAACGUAACAGCACUUACUAGCGAAAUAACGUUAAAAUCGUUUUUACUCUGUGAAAUUGAAAGACAGAAAUUUUAACAUGUCGCGGGUCGUGUGAAUAAAAUAUAAAUAAAAGGCUGUGUGCCGUUUUGACUGCGAUCCCCCCCAACUAACAACUAUUUAAAAAACUACAUGUUCAUCCUCCAUUGUUGUGAGGUAGCGGUGUGGUUUCCUAUUAUGUGUGAAGUUUAAUCUACGAGUUUUGCGUCUCUCAUACUAUUUUAGCAUAAAGGUCCCAGUACACGAUACGGAUACUGAAAUAUUAAAGAAGGCUUAAUAAACUUUAAAAACCGGAGCGUUUAAUCUGGGUGCGCGCGACUUCCAACUUUCUCGUGCGCCGUGAAGCGCUUGAUUACUCCAAGUCAUUCGGAAGUUACAAAUCAAAUUCCGCUCGUUCACAAGUUCAUAACACAAACACAAUUUUUUUUUUUGAUAAACACAGUAUACAUUUUCCAAAAGUGACAUAUAAAGCGUUGAAUACUAUAUGAUCUUGUACUACUGAUUGUACAAGAUUUUUUCGUCUUCAAUAAAUUCGGCAGCACAAACGUCAUGAACCAAAAAAUACGUAAUUAGAACCUGGUGACGCAAAAACAGUGUGAAGGGGCGGGGCGUGUGUUCUAGAAUGUACAGAACGUCAGUUGCUGGCUAUUUCAAAAAAAUAACCAAGAGGAAUGGACGUGCCUUCCACUUCUGAGAAAAUGAAGAGAUAUAACAGGAAAGGGGACAUGAUGCCCCCUACCUAUGACAUUUUCAAUCAGCUGCGGCUGGCAGGAGAGCACUGUGAUGUGAUCCUUCAGACCGAUGGCAUUGAUUUCAAAGCCCACAAAAUAAUUCUGUGUGGUGCCAGCUCCUAUUUCCAAGCUCUGUUCUCCAGUUGCUGGACUGUCCCAGAAGAGUGCCGGUACAAAAUCCACGGCAUUUCUCCAGAGAUGAUGAGCUUGAUCCUGGAGUAUGUCUACACAUACUCUGUGCUCAUCACGCUGGACAACGUCGAGAGUUUGCUGGCAGCUGCUGAUCAUCUGAACAUAAUCAGCCUUGUUCAGUGCUGCAGCGACUUUCUGGAGGGCCAGCUCUGCCUGGAGAAUUGCAUUGGCAUUUUUAAUAUUACCGAUGUCUACUGCUGUGCUGAGCUGCAUCAAACCACAUACCACUUCCUCCUGCAACACUUCACGGAGGUCGCCAGGACCUCAAUGGAAUUUCUGGAGCUCACCCUUUCCCAGCUCUGUACUAUCCUGGAAAAGGAUGAACUUAACGUGAGGCAGGAGGAUGUGGUGUUCGAUGCCAUACUUCGCUGGAUCAUGUAUGAUCCUGCCAACCGCAAGGCACAUAUUGCUGUCUUGUUGUCAAAGGUUCGGUUGGCUCGUAUGGAGGCAGAUUACUUCAUGAGGGUUGUGCAGAAUAAUGAGUUUGUAAGGAACAGUGAGGAGUGCAAACCCAUUAUUGUCAGCACCAUUGAGGCCAUGUAUGACCUUGAUGUUAAUGCUCUUCAGUAUUCUGCCUUUCAAAACUCGCUGACCCGCCCACGCCUCCCCUCUGAUAUCUUAUUUGCCAUUGGUGGCUGGAGUGACUCCCCGACCAACAGGAUCGAGGCCUAUGACACCCGGGCCGAUCGCUGGGUGGAUGUUUCACCGGAGGGGCUGGGCCCCCGGGCCUACCAUGGCACCGCAUGCCUGAAGGGUUUUGUGUACUGUGUCGGGGGUUAUGACGGCACAUCCGCCUUAAACACCGUGUGCAAGUUCGACCCCGUCUCAAGGACUUGGCACCAGGUGGCCCCCAUGCACUCGCGCCGCUGCUAUGUCAGCGUGGCUGUGCUCCAUGGCUACAUGUAUGCCAUGGGGGGCUUUGACGGCCUCGGGCGCCUCAACACAGUGGAACGUUAUGACCCUGAAUCCAACAGGUGGACCCUUAUCCAACCAAUGAACAGCAGAAGGAGCGAUGCCUGUGCCACCACACUUCAUGGGAAGGUGUACAUCUGUGGGGGCUACAAUGGGAUUCAAUGUUUGUCUACCGCUGAGUGCUAUGACCCACGGACCAACCACUGGACCCCAAUUGCGCCAAUGAGAGUUCCCAGAUGUAGUCUUGGAGUCAAAGCCUACAAUAACAAAAUCUAUGCAGUGGGCGGUUCUAAUGGGGCCACCUGCUUCCGGAGCGUGGAGGCAUAUGACCCGCUGACGAACCGCUGGUGUGCUGUGGCUCCCAUGUUGAACCCGCACCAGGGUUUGGGCAUCGAGGUGGUGGACGACCUUUUGUUUGUGGUGGGUGGCUUUGAUGGACUGCAAAAAACUUGUAUAGUGGAGUGCUACGAUGGGAAGACAGGCAGCUGGUACCGCGCCCAGGACAUGGCCAUAUCCCGCAGUGUCGUCCGCUGCUGCAUAGUGCCUGCACUCCCCAGCAUCUUAGAGUAUGCUGCCCCACGUGAGCCCUUGGUCGUCGCCCAGGAUAUAACGCCAUCCACCUCCAACGACCUGCCCAAUGGGUGACCUGCACUGCAGCAGCUCCUCCCACCCCCAAAUCCAUCCCCUGAAAUAAAAAUAUAAAAAAACAUCAACUAGUGUGACAAAAUGUGAACUUAUUUGCACAUGUAAUUAACUAGUGACCUUUUAGAUUCAACUAGUUCACUGGUAAGAGACUGAAUAUAACUAGUUUACUAGUACAUCCAUGAUUCACCCAUAAUAUUAUUGUGGCAAGGUUGAACUGUAUAAAUGUGUUUUCUACCGAUUAUUUUGUAUAACUUAUUUUUCAUGAAUAACUUGUUUCUUAAAAAUAGGGGCCAGGAUGCUCCGCUAGUCGUAAAAAUUCUUGUCCUGGGAAACUUAUUCUGAUUAAAGACACUUAUCCUGCUA